Messenger RNA from Ceratotherium simum simum (southern white rhinoceros), 567 nucleotides. It is a transcript of the gene TTR, whose product is annotated as transthyretin. Gene Ontology annotation, molecular function: thyroid hormone binding. The record is from RefSeq and is a predicted model, not a curated record. Gene Ontology annotation, biological process: purine nucleobase metabolic process. NCBI's taxonomy places the organism in Eukaryota, Metazoa, Chordata, Mammalia, Perissodactyla, Rhinocerotidae.
UGACUUCUCCCUUGUCUUCUCUAUGCCCAGGGCACUGGUGAAUCCAAAUGUCCUCUGAUGGUCAAAGUCCUAGAUGCCGUCCGAGGCAGUCCUGCUGUCAACGUGGCUGUGAAAGUGUUCAAAAAGGCUGCUGAUGAGACCUGGGAACCGUUUGCCUCUGGAAAAACCGUUGAAUCUGGAGAGCUUCAUGGGCUCACAACUGAAGAGAAAUUUGUUGAAGGGAUAUAUAAAGUGGAAUUAGACACCAAAUCCUACUGGCAGUCAGUUGGCAUUUCCCCGUUCCAUGAAUAUGCAGAGGUGGUGUUCACAGCGAACGACUCUGGCCCCCGGCGCUACACCAUCGCUGCUCUGCUCAGCCCCUACUCUUACUCCACCACAGCCAUCGUCAGCAACCCCAAGGAAUGAGGGCCCCUCCUUCAGUCUACUUGAAGGAGGAGGGAUGGGAUUUCGUGUAACCAAGAGUAUUCCAUUUUUAUUAAAGCAGUGUUUUCACUUCAUAAGCUAUAUCAGAAACUCGGGCAGAAACAAUAAAACAUUCCUAUUAAAGCACUUCCCAUUUCAUUGGAA